CACUAUCUGCGGUAUAAAUCACAAACAUUACGUCAGCCCGGCGGAUAUAAAAAGUGGUUUUCCACCGUGACAAGGCCAGUGACACGCCGAAUAUAACGAACACUGCGAACACUGUUUGUCAGGCAGCCACCGGAACCCCGCGAACAGGGAACAGCACAGAGAAUAAAAAAUAAGCCUCCGCAAACAUCCAUAAAAUUUUACUAGCAAUAAAAAACAGUAAAAAGUAUGUGUGAGCAUUGAAGCCGUGCAUACUUACCGAGCGUUUAUUGCAAUAUGUGCUAAUAAUUGACGGCUUAUCGACAGCAUUAUUCGUAUUUUGUAAGAUAGUGAAUAAGUGGUUAUUGUCGAGUGAGUCUAAACUGUGGAGAUGUGUGACGAGGACCUGGUGAAGUGCACAGUGAACGGAGCCGACAGGACCAAGAACCGCCAUGUGCUGCUCACGGUGCCUAAGAACAGACGGAACAGACCGAAAACCCGGUUAAAAGUGAUAAUCACUUUACUCGGCAUCAUGGUGGUAAUAGCGGCUCUGGCAGGCUACUUCAUCGGCAAGGCGGAGUCCAAGAACCGGCUGCGCAUAGAGCCGCCCGACCCGGCCGUGGCGCCGCCCGCGUCCUGGUCCAAGCUGCGGGUGUUCCAGAAGGGCGCCGUGUGCACUGACUCGCCGCAGUGCUCGGAGAUUGGCAGAUCAAUUCUGUCCAAAAAUGGUUCAGCCGUGGAUGCCGCCAUCGGGGCUUUGUUCUGCAAUGGACUCCUCAAUCAACAGAGCAUGGGCAUCGGCGGGGGUCACUUCAUGAUGGUGUACAUCAAGGACGAGGGUCGCGCGUACUCCGUGGUGGCGCGGGAGAAGGCCCCCGCGGCCGCCACACAGGACAUGUUCAACGGAGACUACAAUAAGGGCUCUAAAGGUCCGCUAGCCGUGGCAGUCCCGGGCGAGGUGGCGGGCAUGUGGCUCGCCCACCAGCGCUGGGGCGUCCUCCCCUGGGCGGAGCUGCUGGCGCCCACGCUCGACAUCUGUGAGAAGGGCUUCGUCAUGUCCAAGGUCACCUACGACGGGCUGCAGGACGCCUCGUAUAUUAUUAAUGAUGUCAAUAUGAGGAAGCAGUAUUACGACGAGUACAACAAGAAGUUCCACCCGCCGGGCUCCACCAUCUACCCCGCCAAGACGCUCUGCACCACGCUGCAGAGAAUCGCUGAUAAAGGUGGCAAUGAAUUCUACAACGGCAGCCUGGCGAAAGACAUAGCUGAUGACUUGAAGAGCGCGGGCAGCAUCAUCACCCUCGAUGACUUGAGGAAUUACCAGGCGAAGAUCUCCGAGCCAAUCACGAUCCAGCUGUCAGAGGGGGACACCCUCUACUCCCCCCCUCCCCCCAGCUCGGGGGUGCUACUGGGCUACAUCAUGAACAUCCUCAGCGGGUAUAACUUCACGUCCGAGAGCGUUACCACCACCGACCGCAUGAUACAAACGUAUUAUAGGAUUUUGGAAGCGUUUAAGUACGCCUUCGCGACUAGGACGCGGCUGGGUGAUGUGGACUUUUUGGACUUGCAAGAGCUAAUCCAAAACGUGUCGUCCGUGGAGUUCGCGUCGUCCAUCCGCAUGAAGAUCAACGAGACGAUGACCAGCAACGACACGGACACGUACGGGGCCGACAAGUACAUGAAGGGGGACUCCGGGACCGCUCACAUCUCCAUCAUGGCGCCUAAUGGGGACGCCGUGUCUGUCACCAGCUCGAUUAAUUACUACUACGGCGCCGGCUUCACAACAAAGAACACCGGCAUCAACCUGAACAACGUAAUGGACGACUUCUCCUCUCCCGGCAUCACCAACUACUUCGGCAUAGAGCCUUCGGAGGCCAACUUCAUCCGGCCGGGCAAGCGCCCGCUGUCGUCCAUGGCGCCCGCCAUCAUUGUGGACAGAGAUGGGAACGCGAAGCUCGUGAUUGGCGCGUCGGGAGGCACGAAGAUUAUUACUGCUGUUGCUUUGGUAACAAUAAGGAAGUUGUGGUUCGACCAGACGGUGAAGGAGGCGGUCGAUGCGCCAAGGUUCCAUCACCAGAUCACGCCAAUGGAUGCUGAAUAUGAAUACGGAAUUAUUGAGGACGUGGUGUCCGGCCUCCGCGCCAAGGGCCACGGCAUGGUGCGCUACAGCGGCCGCGGCUCCAUCGUGUGCGCUCUCUUCCGGAACAAGACCGCCAUUUACGCCAACGCUGACUUCCGGAAAGGUGGCGACGUUUCCGGUCUAGAUUAGUUCCUUAUUUAAGCGUCAUCCGCACCAUAGACUAAUUAUUAGUCUAUGCCCACACUCGGCAUUUAUUUUUUACUUUUACACUCUUGUUUGUUGCGGUUUGUUUAGUUUGAAGCUUUAAAUGGAAAUGCCUUAUUGUUAUGGAAGUGCUUUAGUCUCUUUUUGUAUCAAAAAUUGACCAGUGUGUUUCUUUUGAAAUGGUUAACUUGAUAUUUAGCUGUAACUUUAAAAUACUUAUUGAAAGUCAUUCCAGCUAUAGCUUUUGCGGAUCUUGAAUGACGCUAGGAAAAGUGAUAUCUGUAGUCCAAGUGAACUAUAAGUCCCAUUGAAUGGUAAGAAUAGGUAAGGCGUAGAUUAACCUUAUUUUUUGUUAUGCAUGAAAGGUGCUGAUUGUUUUAUAUAAAAUCAUAAAUACUUAUAAAGAAUUCAAAAAUUGCCAUAAAGCUAAGUCAAACACAAAUUAUUAUUAAUUUCUCAGCAUAUCUCGCAUAUAUUGUUUAUUAGAGCCACAAAAAUAACUGUUUUUUACCUACUAUAUUUUUUUAGACCUAUCAUAAUGAUUAAUUGCUCUAAACUCCCGCGCAGAUUUUAUACGUUCUAGAUGUCAGCUUUGUAGGGGACAUUGCAAAUGCAUUAUGAUUGAUUAUUUAAAUGAUGAUUGAAAAUGUAAAUACUUAACAGCCAGGUCUAUUUAUUCCAUAAUAUACAAUAUGAUUGUGUGUUUUACAAACUUCUAUAAAUCGUGACAAUACUGUAGUAAAAAAUAUUAUAAUCCUGAUCGAUAAAAAUAAAAAGGUAGGUCAUUGACCGAACUCAAACGAGAUUUUGGAUAUAAAAGUAUUUUAAACAGUUACUUAAGAAUAAAUUCAGUAUUAAGCCGACCCAGUUAUUAUGAUGUGUAAUAAAUGUGUCUGUAACUCUGUAUUUUACUCGAAUAACGUACAAUUUUACUGUGUUAGUACUCAAUGUAAUCCAUAAUCCAAUGAUACAAAUAUUUCACUAGAGAUAAUGAAUUUUAAAUAGCAAUUUAACAUUGAAUCUUGAUUAAGGCAUGCAAAUAAACAUUUUUCAUGUCAA
Molecule: messenger RNA, 3319 nt
Organism: Plutella xylostella (diamondback moth)
Lineage: Eukaryota; Metazoa; Arthropoda; Insecta; Lepidoptera; Plutellidae
Product: glutathione hydrolase 1 proenzyme
Biological process (GO): glutathione catabolic process
Cellular component (GO): plasma membrane
Molecular function (GO): glutathione gamma-glutamate hydrolase
Source: RefSeq, a predicted model, not a curated record